UAGUAAUACUCUUGUUGCUUACUUACCAAAUGCAACUGCAACAGGAGAUAGUGUAAAUAUUAUAGGACCACAAAUGCCAAGUAAUGCAUGGGUACAUGUAGCAUUUACGUGGAGUACUGAACAUCUAGCUAAACUUUAUACAUCAUCUUAUCUUCAAGGUGAGAGUGGCGAAGCACGUACACUUAAUAAUGCUCGUGGUGAUCAUAAUAGUUCUCCAAUGACAAUAACACUUGGUAAAUAUAAUGGUGCAGCAAAUUGUGAAGGUAUUGAAGGAAUUUCUACAUCACAAACAUUUAUGGGUUCAUUGGAUGAAAUGUUUGUAUUUGCACGUGAGCUGCAAGAUAAUGACUUGGCACAAAUUAUCAAACCGUAA
This is a messenger RNA of Rotaria sp. Silwood2, 373 nucleotides long. NCBI's taxonomy places the organism in Eukaryota, Metazoa, Rotifera, Eurotatoria, Philodinida, Philodinidae. The record is from the annotation of a GenBank genome assembly.